ACACUGAUCACACAACAAUCUCUCUUGCUUUUACAAUUAGGAGUCGUUUUCAUUGAUGAUCCAUUCGCUAUAUGUUUGCAUUAUUUUUCGGUUUUAGUGCACCGCCCCCUCCUAUCCAAAUCCCAGACUCUUCUCCUUUAUAUAUGCAUUGCAACGAUCACUUUACCUUCAUCACAUUAAAGAGUUAAGAACAUCCAGAGCAGUCUGUUGCUUUAGUUAAUCAGUAUUAUAUUUGGUUUGGAAAAUAUAUUUAGAUUAUAUAAUGUUGGGAAUGGGAAUGGAAGAAGUUAUGAGUGAGCUGAUGAGUGGGGAGGAUGAAAACGGACAAGGUUUUCAACCAGGGUUCCGGUUCCAUCCGACGGACGAGGAGCUCAUAACCUUUUAUCUGGCUUCCAAGGUCUACAACGGCUCUUUCCGCGGCGUCCGCAUUGCUGAGGUCGACCUUAACCGAUGCGAACCAUGGGAGCUGCCAGACGUGGCAAAGAUGGGAGAGAGAGAGUGGUACUUCUUCAGCCUGAGGGACAGGAAGUACCCAACGGGGAUGAGAACCAACAGAGCGACCGGAGCCGGCUACUGGAAGGCCACCGGCAAAGACAGACAGGUCUUCAGUGCGUCGACCGGAGCCCUACUUGGCAUGAAGAAGACCCUUGUCUUCUACAAGGGCAGAGCUCCGAGGGGCCACAAGACUAAGUGGGUCAUGCAUGAGUACCGUCUCGACGGCCACUUCUCGUCCUAUCGCCACGACUGCCAGGAGGAAUGGGUGAUAUGCAGAAUAAAUCACAAAUCCGGGAAGAAGAAAAGCCCACUACUUGAUCACGAAGCUGCUGCUUCAGCAAUUUCAAAUUGCAAUUAUCUGCCUCCAUUGCUGGAUCCAUCUCCAGCAUUAUUAUUGCAAGAAUCAUGCCAUGAAUAUCAGAAUCCAAUACAAUUGCAAGCUCUUCCUCCAAUUCACCAAGAAAAUCAUGAUACCUUCUCCUCUUUCCCAGCAAUAAAUGCCUUCCAAACCCACCAAUUACCCUCUUUCUCCAGAUCCCUCCUCUUCAAAUCCCUCUUCGAUCAAGAUUGCAACAGCAACAGUAGUUCUAGUACUGUUCCCAAACAGUGCAAGACUGAGCUCGCCAACUACUUCUCCCGUUUCCAAACACCGGAUAACAGUCAUAACAAUAAUAAUAGCACUCGCAACAACUUGCAUGACUUGAACUUUGUGGUGGAAUUGGAAAAGAAUCAUGAUCAUCAGUACCAGCCAAACCCCCCGUACCAUCAUCUUCAUGAUCAAUACAAUGAUCUCUUGCCUUUUGAUUAUUUGGACUACAGUACUAGUGUGCUGGGGUUCUCAUCAGCAGAAGCAGCAGAGGCUACUACCAGUACUAGUACUGCGACUGCUGCUGUUCAUGCUCAUGACACGUCUCCCUCAGUUGUUUUCACCAGGGCCGGCUUUCAGACCAUGUUAGAUCUUCCUCCCAUCAAACUCCCUGGAGAAUCCUGCCGACCCUAUGCAUAAUCAUUAAUGCUGGAUCAUGUAUGCCAGCCAAUAUUAUAUAUUUUGAUAUAUAUUAUUUACUAGCAGGUAAUGUAAUAGGACAAUACUUGGUACCCACUAGUGACUAGUGAAUGCUAAACCUAGGUUUAAUUCCUGA
Molecule: messenger RNA, 1637 nt
Organism: Pyrus x bretschneideri (Chinese white pear)
Lineage: Eukaryota; Viridiplantae; Streptophyta; Magnoliopsida; Rosales; Rosaceae
Product: protein CUP-SHAPED COTYLEDON 3-like
Exons: 3
Coding region: 263-1501 (412 amino acids)
Biological process (GO): regulation of DNA-templated transcription
Molecular function (GO): DNA binding
Source: RefSeq, a predicted model, not a curated record